ACCCAAAGUCCACUAGCCACGGAUUUCGAACCCAUUUAGAAUGGGCCAGCCCUAAUUCGACCCGAUUUUGGGUUAAACUUCAACCUGUCUCCAUACCGAAAUCUUUGCCAGCAUUACUAAAAGCAUGAAGAUCUUAAUCAGAAAUGAACAUUGUGCGCACUCUAGCAGCAUUAGAAAUCAUGAAGUAAGAAGACCAGCAAGUUCUUUGUAACCCAUUUCCAGGCUUGGUGAUGCUGGUUUCCUUUUGUAAUCCAGAUGCUUCCAAUGUCUUGCAAAUGUUGAUGUCUUACACUCUACAAGUACAACAUGGCUAUCAGAGCAGCAAAGUUUUGCAGAUCCUUUCUUCCUCUACAUUGUCGUCUCCUCCAAUAUUGUUCCAUCUACUCAAUCUCUUCAUCACAGAUGCUCCAAGAAACUAUAAAAAAUGCGGUUGAAGCCAAAACCUACCAGAAAAUUCCCUAUCUUCUCAAAUCCUCUGCUCAAGCUUGCCAAAACCCAAAUCCUUUCUCAUUCCUUUCAACCUUUCCCCACAACCUUAGAACGCAAGUGGUUGAUGAAAUUUUGCAGUCUUUCAUCCCUCUAAGACCUCGCUCUCGGGCUCAGAUUGCCUAUUCCUACCUCCUGUCCUUUACAUUGCAAUGCUCCAAUCCCUUCCCUCUUGCUCUUGCCAUCCUCCAACGAACUCUUCGCUCUGGUUGCAUUCCUGUCCCCCAAACCCUUCUUCUCCUCUCUUCUGCUUGGCUGAACUGCCGGAAUGAAUCUCACUCUGUCUCUAAGAUCCUAUUAGAAAUGCAGUCAAUUGGAUAUCAUCCGGACUGUGGUACAUGCAACUACCUUAUAUCAUCUUUGUGUUCUGUUGAUCAGUUGAAUGAGGCAGUGAAAGUCUUAAAGGAAAUGAGUAGGGCAGGAUGUGUUCCUGAUUUGGAGAGUUUUGACACGGUAAUUGGUGCAAUGUGUACUGUCAGAAGAACAGCUGAGGCAAUAGAUAUGAUUAAGCAAAUGGUAGAGAAAGUUGGGUUGACACCAAGGCAGGGGACGAUUGCAAAAGUGGCAGCAGCAUUGCGAGCAAACAGAGAUAUAUGGAGAGCAGUUGAGAUGAUUGAGUUCUUAGAGAGGGAUGGCUACCCUGUCGGCUUUGAGAGCUAUGAGUUGGUGGUUAAUGGGUGCUUGGAUUGUGGUGAGUAUAUUUUGGCCGGGAAAGUGGUGAUGGGGAUGACAGAGAGAGGUUUUAUACCUUAUAUUAGGACCAGGCAGAAGGUUGUUGAGAGGUUGGCUGGUGCUGGUGAAUGGAAGCUGGCUUGUUCUGUGAGGCAAAGAUUUGGAGAGUUGAGGUCUUAGCUCCUUGUAUUUAUUCUUUGGGUCCAUGGAUUGGAGUUCUUUGCAUAGAAGGGAGCUGGUACUCAGACCAUUGCCUAUGUCGCACAGAAGAGCUGGCUUGUUCAAUGUUGCUUUGUUCUGCAGUUCAGCUUCUUAAAAGUCUGUUGUAAUUUGAUGGUAAAUUCAUGGUGGUUAAUUCUCCAUACAAAGGCCAAAUAGUGUUUGAGAUGAAAAAUUACUUCUUACAACUGAACAAAUUUGCGUGUUUAAACUUUUCUGGACCCAAAUGUAACAGAAUUUUAAAUUAGCACUAUAAAUGUAAACAAUUAUCAACAAAAUUUAAAUAAUUUAUUUUUAGUUAGAGAGAAUGAAGGUGGGAUUGACAGAAUGAGAAAUGCUCUUCCUUUUCCAUUGAAA
Prunus dulcis (almond) is the source of this 1734-nucleotide messenger RNA. Its product is annotated as pentatricopeptide repeat-containing protein At1g06270. Lineage: Eukaryota; Viridiplantae; Streptophyta; Magnoliopsida; Rosales; Rosaceae. Gene Ontology annotation, molecular function: protein binding. The record is from RefSeq and is a predicted model, not a curated record. The transcript has 2 exons. Bases 307 to 1338 code for a protein of 343 amino acids.